This is a messenger RNA of Syngnathus typhle (broad-nosed pipefish), 6748 nucleotides long. RefSeq names its product solute carrier family 28 member 3-like. Gene Ontology annotation, biological process: purine nucleoside transmembrane transport; pyrimidine nucleoside transport. Bases 173 to 2047 code for a protein of 624 amino acids. The record is from RefSeq and is a predicted model, not a curated record. Gene Ontology annotation, cellular component: membrane. The transcript has 17 exons. Gene Ontology annotation, molecular function: pyrimidine- and adenosine-specific:sodium symporter activity. NCBI's taxonomy places the organism in Eukaryota, Metazoa, Chordata, Actinopteri, Syngnathiformes, Syngnathidae.
UGCGUGUCCAUACUCUUUUGCUGCUAGUGUGUUCAAAGUAGAGCACCAAUAUGAUGGAGAUGAUUGGCAGGCACAAAAGCAGAAAACACAUCAGAGCCUUUGGGGCCCAGCGUGUUUGUAUGUGUGCACGCGCGCAUUUGUGCGCGUGCGGCAGGAAGGAGCAUACGUCAACAUGGACUCCGCCAUGGAUGAAGAUGAUGAAAAAAAGUCGAACCGACACAAUUCCACUUUCUUGCUGAAGCAGAAAGUAGCUGCACUGAAACACUUAUGCGUCCAACACCGAGACACACUAGUUCUUCUUCUGAAGCUGCUGAUUGCGGCAGGCUGGGCUGCCGUGGUGAUUGCGGCCUGCGUGCUGGAUUUCCAUCGGGCCAUUGGGUUGCUGGUUAUCUCCUUACUGGUUCUCUUCUUCCUCAUCUGGGAUUGGACGAUGGCACGCUACGGUGAUCGGAUAUGGGAAGGCCUACUUCCUGUCCGGGACCUGGCCAGCAAACAGUGGAUUCGACUCAGAUGGCUGAUAUGUGCCUGUGCGCUGGUGGGCCUUGUGUGCUGGUUGGUACUGGACACAGCCAAACGAGGAGAAAGACAACUGGUGUCUUUUUUUGGUUUGCUGCUCCUCAUCUUUUUCACGAUGCUCUUCUCCAAGCAUCCUUUUUGUUGGUCUUGGCAACCGUUGUUCUGUGGACUCGGGCUGCAGUUUAUCUGUGGGCUUUUCGUUCUGAGGACAUCCUUUGGUUUAAAAACACUGAAAUGGCUCGGCUACUAUAUUGAGGUCUUCAUAGCCUACACGGAUGUUGGCUCUCGUUUUCUCUUUGGGGACAAUUACGAGGACCACUUCUUCAUCUUCAAGGUGAUGCCCGUCUUGAUUUUCAUGAGUUCCUUCAUCUCUAUUCUCUACCACUUGGGCUUCAUGCAGUGGCUGAUUUACAAGAUGGGCUUCAUAAUGCAGGUUACCAUGGGAACGUCUUCGGUCGAAUCGAUGGCAGCGGCGGCGAAUAUCUUCUUGGGGCAGAUAGAAACCCCCCUUUUGAUCCGACCCUACAUCAGUGGGCUCACACUGUCCGAGAUCCACGCCUUGAUGACGGGAGGCUUUGCCAGCAUUGCCGGGUCUCUCUUGGCUGUCUUCAUCUCCUUCGGGGUGGAAGCGUCUCACUUGAUGACUGCGUCGUUGAUGUCUGCUCCCGCCUCGCUGACCGUCUCGAAACUUUUCUGGCCAGAAACAGAGACGCCCAGCACAAAAUCGAGCCCCGACGUCAAAGUCAAACAGGAAAGCACCAACAUUCUGGAGGCCGCAUCACAAGGGGCCAUGUUUGCAGUGAGCCUGGUGGCCAACGUGGUGGUCAACCUCUUGUCCUUCACAGCGCUGUUGGCUUUCUUAGAUGGCGUCGUCUCCUGGCUGGGGGCCAUGUUUGACUACCCGCAGCUCAGCUUCUCGCUGAUGUUUUCGUACAUCCUCAUGCCCCUGGCGUUCAUGAUGGGAGUUUCCUGGGAGGACAGCUUUGUAGUCGCUGAGCUGGUGGGACUUAAGACCUUCCUCAACGAAAUUGUGGCUUACCAGAAGCUAUCGCUGCUGAUAAAGACGCGCAAGGCUGGCGGACCGGAGUACGUCAACAACGUAAAACAAUACAUUUCUGUCCACUCCAAAACAAUCGCCACGUACGCCCUGUGCAGCUUUUCCAACUUUGCCUCUCUCGGCAUGUCGAUCGCAGCACUGAUAUCAAUGGCUCCGGAGAGACGGAGCGACAUUUCCUCUUGUGGCGUCCGAUCCCUGAUUGCAGGCUGCGUUUCCUGUUUCAUGACGGCCUGUGUUGCAGGCACGCUGUACAUUCCCAAACUGGAGUGCCCAAACUACCUUAGCAUCACAUUGAACAGCACCAACGUGACGGUAGCCACAGAGCUGCUCACCUGCUGCACACAACUUUACAACAGCGUGACGGUGCAUGAGCCGUGGAACUUCACCUUGAAAGAGUUCACCGAGAGUAGUUUGCAAGCGUGCUGCGCGCUCACGCCCUCCUCGUCACACUUCAACUGUAGCUGGCUGCUUUGACGCACCACAUGUUGAUCAUGUUUACUUUGAUCGGCUGAUUUCAGUACUAUGAUGCCAGGAGGGAUAGAUUUGUUUUCUUUUGUUUUAAUGAGCUCUUGUCCCGAGGAAUUGACAUAGGCCUGGUAGUGAAUCUUGUUUUACACAGUGUCAUGUAACUAGGAUUUUAGAGAAAGAAGCUCUAAGACACAAAGCAAGAAAACCUAACUCAUCCAUUGUAGCCUGGCGGUCCUGCAAGGAAGAUCCUCCCAUCUGCGGUCCCUUCUCAAGUUUUCCCAUUUUCCUCAAUUUGGGUUUUUGGAGUUUUUCCUUGCUCUCCUGGGGUUCAAAAUCAGAGGAUAUAGCUAAUAUUAUUGUUAAUAUUCGUCACUUGUGGGCAUGUGAGACCUUUUUUCAAUUAUAAAAAAAAUCUGACUUGACUCUGACAUGACAGACCAAAGAUAAUUGCUCUUUAUUUUCAUCUAUGUCAGUGGAUUUAUAUUUAAUGUUGCAUUUCGAAAUGUUUUACGAGAAUUGACAACUUGUAAUUCUUGUUCUGUUUGAAUGAUUUAUUGUUUAUUUAAACGAGAUCUGCUCUUCUAUGAUAAAAACAACGUCUAUGACACACUAAAGACAAAUAUUCCUUGUUUUUAUACAGUAUAUAAUUUUUUCAUUGUUCAGGUUUUGAUUUUUUUUUAAUGCUUAGAUUAGCACACCCGCGGCCCCCGAGGGGACUAAGCGGUUCAGAAAAUGGAAGGAUGGAUGGAUAGAUUAGCACCAUUGGCAAGCAUUGUAAGGUCCGGUUAGUUGUAUUUUUGUCCUAAUCUUGAAACCGAUAUCGUAUUCAUUUGCACUUGCUUUUGACGAUCUCAAAUGAGUUUGGAUUUUAUACGUAUUUAUAAGCAUCUGCAUUCACUCACACAAAGCACUGCCAUUUGGGGUUGCAGGUUUCACUAGGACGUGUAGUUGUAAUGUAGUAUACGGCCACUGGGUGUCGCUAAUGUCCUUUUAAAGAGUACCACAAUGACCCAAGGGCCUGUAAGGGCUCAUCUCUCUCCAUUAAGCCACGGAGGAAUUGAGACAAGAGCCAGACGAAAAGAUGGUACUGUGUCACACAUAUUUCAGACUGUCCCUGAAGGCAACACCAACUUCUAUAGAUUCUGGAUACACUAGGACUAGGUGAUUGGACAUGGAAGAGCUGAAUAGAUAUUGUGGUAGAGAGAUGGAUGUUUGGAUAGAUGGAUGGAUGGGAACAUUCAUUGAGUGGUCAAAUGGGUCAAUGACAAAUUGCAGGGACAGUCUACAUCAAUGAACAUUUCUGUAGAUCCACCAGGAUUAACCAAGGGGUUAAUCAGAGAUGACUUGCCAUAGUUCAGAUGGAUAUUUAAAAACGGACUGCCCUAAAGUGUAUACUAUAAUAAAUCAAUGCAAUCACACUGAACAAAUAUCAACAUUUAGUUUGUAAAAGAUCCGUGCUUCAACCAGUAUCUGGCCCAGCAGGGAAGGCCGGCCUCGCUGGCGCUGACCUCUCACCACUGUGUCUGAUUAUGGGAGAGCGAGCAGAGGAGACAUUACAGACAUUUAUACAUAAACACCAGCAAAUGCAACUCUUCUGUGCCUCGUUAAUUGUAAUUCCCAGAAACAAUGUGGCUUCUCUUCCCCACACACGUACACAUUUUCCUUUCUCGGAACACGCGUGCGUUUAGCGCCAUGUGCCCCUCUUCCUGUGUUUUAUCCCCUGCUGAGAGCGGGGCACGUGCGCCCGCACAUACGCACACGCGCACACACAAUUCAAAUUCUGUGGAGGCAAGGCAGGUGGUCAGCCAUUGUAUCCACGCUGGGAUCAGAGCAGCAGAGCAUGAUUCCCAUUUAUAUUGAAACCAGCCACUUAACCCCCAAUAGGCUUUAAAAGCGACCAAAUGCAUCCUAAGAACACCGUGGUAAACAUCCUUUGCACUCACGCACACACUUGCAGACAUUUGAGAGGGGCAAGUUUGCCCAAUAUUGUAGGAUUCUUAUUUCCCUUUUGCUACUUCAAGUUUUAAAGCUCUUCAUGUUCUACUCCACGUGAAGCGAUUGUACAGCAAAGUGACUUUCUUUUCUUUUUCUUUUCUUUUUAGACUGCAGCUGCACUCACAAUAAUUCACUCUCUUUUAGAAAUGACAUUCAGGGGGAAAGCAACACGCAAUUUUGCCAAAGUCACGUGGUUGUGUGUUAUUAAGAUCAUAAUAAAUCAUCUUAAUUUCACGAAAUUGUAAUCCAGCCAGCCGUUAUCUGAAACGCUUACUACAAAAAACACACAAUAUUAUCAGUAUAAAGUAACAUUAUAGGAAGAACAAAAUUUCACAAGAAUAAAGCGGUAAUUUCACAAGGAAAGAACUCUCAAUUUUAUAAGAACAAACUUGUAGUAUGAGAUCCGCAUAUGAGAAUGAAAAGCAUAAUCUUACCAAAAUUAAUUUGAAUGCCCUUCCUGAGUAAUGUAUCUUAAUUGUUCAGCCUGACACUAUAUGUCACUGGCCUAAAAAGACAGAGAUAAAGUAUUUGUUGUAAAUAAUACGUUGUUGACCAACUAACUGGACUAUUAUCGGGGUUUUUUUUAUCAUGGAUUUCUUAUGGUGCCCAAGACUGGUCCACACGAUCCCUUUUUAAUUUCUAAAUGGAUCGAUGAAGUCUGUGACCGAUUUCUUGCAAAAGCGUCUCCAGUUGCUAAAAAAGACAAAUCUCCAUGGCGACCUAUGCAGCAGAGCGCAGGUGGAGGGCCCUUGAAGGUGCAUUAGGACCUUCGCCAUAGACAACUUGCAUUAGCUAGCUUUGUUUCAGCCAUAACCACUAAGAGCCUCGCUAGAGAAGCAUCCUCAAGUCGUCGUCGUAUUCUGCGAGGGAGGCGUACAUGACUUAGACCAUUGUAAUUGAUAUAUAUUUACCAGGCCUGAGAAGUAAUGAGAAGCAUUAGGGAAGUGCUUCUCAAUUAUUUUCUGUUCCGCCAUCCCUACGAACAAGAAAACAUUUUGUUCUCCCCGCUCCUCUCUCUCACGACUAUAAACAGUAUAAUUUGUCUACUAAGAAAUUGUACGCCGCUGCUUAAACUUGCAUCCUCAGUAUAGAAAACAGAAGACAGAAAUCUAGAUGAACUUACAAAGAGUACUUUCUUUUUUUUUUAAGUCAGUAACAGAAAAUAUUCAAAGUGCAUCAAUUUGUCUGAAAUUAAGAAUUUAACCGUGAUUGUCACUGCCACCUACUGUUGUGUAUGCACAAUUAUUCUCAACUAGUGCAGCAAAAUCCAUUUUUAGAACAGGUUUUCAUUUUGUGCCCUAGGUUAGUAUUGCAUUCCACAUGAUAUUGUUUUCUUUCAUUUUAACGUCUUGCUUUGACUUAUUUUUGCUUUCCCUACCAGGCUCCUUCCUGAAUUUGAAUUGUCUCAAAUUAGGUAGCGGAUGACACCUUGAUAGGCUGUUUGCUCGUCGCAAAGACAAUCGUGAUGGAAAAACAGAUACCUGCUGGUGGGCUAUUACUUUUAGCGUCAAAUGUUGCUUUUAUGCCCCCCUGGAAUAACAUAAUGAAACGAAAUCUAAUAUUUAUUUGUUUUAAUCUAUUAUUAGAGUUGUUCAGACUCCUACAUCUGAAACAUGAGAAUGCAAAGCUUUGGUGUUGUAUCCCAACAAGCAGGUAGAGUGUGAUGUUGCAUUCUAAUAGAACCUCAAUAUCAAGACUCCACAACGAUAACAGACAGCCGUCGUGGCUUUCGUCAAUGUGACUGCGCAUUCAUAAAAAAAUUGUAUAAAGAAAAAAAUAAAUGAAAGAAGCCUGGACAAAUAUAAUGGUAGCUCACAUGUGCAACCAAGGUGUGUGCCCUAAUUAGCUUCACGGGGGUCUUAAAACCUCAAACUGUCAGUCAGCGUAUAUCAAGAUUUGUCUCAGGGAAGGAGAAAAGAAAUGAUAGACAAGCAUGUUGAAAGAUGGUGCCGUAAGACCAUCUUCAAGCAGCUUGAUGGACAAGACAAAUGACACAUCGAAGAGAUGAGAAAAAUGAAUUGGAACAAAAGAGCCCAGCACAAACUUUAAAGGAACUAAAGAUGAACUUCAUUCCCAAGAGAGCGACCAAGGAGGACAGCGAUGUUGAAAACAAAUGAUUGUUUCAUUAUAACUGCAAUAGAAAAAAAAGCUGGGGAAAAAAAAGCAAAUAAGAUGUCAAUCAGGGAGAAAUAAAUGCAGAUAAGCAAGGUCCCCUUGAAAAAAUCCACAGAAAAAAAGGAAAAUUGUAAAUAGCAAACCACAAAUAGACGGGUCGAGGGGUUCACUUUCUUCAAUCAUCUGUUGAUGCACUAAUAUUUCUUUUCUGAUAUUCUAUAUUAGUUUGGUCCAAUCUUGAGUUUCACAAGGUUCCAUGGUAAUAAAAUAUCCUGUGCUGCAGCCUCGAGACCCACAAGGCCACAUACCCAGGUGUCCGCAUAAUAUGCCCACACAGGUUAGUAGUUGUCUUUGUGUGUUUUGGACUUAAGAGUAGUGUAGAUGCUUUUCAUUUUCUUUUUAUUAUUAUUUGGGUCUGUCCUUGCGUCCUAUUGCGGAUGUUUUGAAGUGGUUAUGAGCCCAUUUUUUUUUUUCAUAACUGCCAUUUUUAUUUUUCCAAACUCGGGAGUGUUCUACUGUGUGCUGUCUGUGGGUUGUUGACGAUGUCCGUAACAAUUCUGUGGUCAACUGCUGUUUAUUUAUCUCGAUCUUUGUAUU